AUGGAGAAGCCUCCUCCUCCUCCUUGUCGUCCUCAUCCUCCAGCCACUGCCACCAAUGUCGACGACGACGACGACGACUAUGUCGUCCACCUGUCACUGAAGCUAGGCCCCAGCUCGCCGCCACGCCGCUCCUCUCCUCGUCCUGCCGUCGUCGUUUCAGACGGUGCCGCCGCUGGUAAUGCCGGCAGCGGCAGCGGCGCCGGCGCGAGGCUCUUCCCGUGCCUCUUCUGCAGCAAGAAGUUCGUCACGUCGCAGGCGCUCAGGGGCCAUCAGAACGCGCAUCGGAAGGAGAGGAGGAGCGUGGGGCGGAACGAUGGUGGUGCCCAGCGGCGGCAUCAUCUCUACUACGACGACAUCCAGGAGGCCACGCCGGCGACGACCUCCAUUACCACGGGCAUGCUACGGCUGCCGCCGCCGGCGGCCUGGGUGGCCACCCCGGUCUCGCACUCAUGCACGCCGCCACCGCACGGCGGACACCCUCGUCGAGGCCACCACAUGGACGGCGACGGCGACGACCUGGCAGUAGUAGCAUUUGGAGCGGCGCCUCAUCAUCGUUGCACAGCCGUCGAUGACGACCACAAAGACAGCCAUGGCGAUGAGAAGCAAAUAGCGCAGGUUGUUGAUCUCGAUUUGAAGCUCUAG
This is a messenger RNA of Sorghum bicolor (sorghum), 642 nucleotides long. RefSeq names its product zinc finger protein GIS3. The coding region runs from base 1 to 642 and encodes 213 amino acids. Gene Ontology annotation, molecular function: DNA-binding transcription factor activity. The transcript has a single exon. NCBI's taxonomy places the organism in Eukaryota, Viridiplantae, Streptophyta, Magnoliopsida, Poales, Poaceae. The record is from RefSeq and is a predicted model, not a curated record.